GGAAGUGCUGGCUGUUGAGUGAUGAGAAACUUUUGCUGGUACAGAAGCACUAUGAGAACAGUUUCUUCUCCUGCUUGGGCAGUUUGCCUGCAUUGGUAACGACUGCCCUUCCCUUGACCAGUGGGGAAGUCGUAUGGGACACUGGAAGACACGAAUCAUCUCGGAAGUGGUUGACUUUGGCAGGAUGUGUCGACAAUGAUGAUGGCAAGGAAGCAAGAUGUCCGCAUUCCCACCUACAAUAUCAGUGUGGUGGGAUUGUCGGGGACAGAGAAGGAGAAGGGACAGUGCGGCAUUGGGAAGUCUUGCCUGUGCAAUCGUUUUGUUCGCCCCAGUGCUGAUGAAUUUCACUUGGACCAUACCUCUGUCCUCAGCACCAGUGACUUUGGUGGGAGAGUUGUCAACAAUGACCACUUCUUGUACUGGGGAGAAGUGGGGCGCUCCCUGGAGGACUGUGUGGAAUGUAAGAUUCACAUUGUGGAGCAGACUGAAUUUAUUGAUGACCAGACUUUCCAGCCUCACCGGAGCACCGCCCUGCAGCCUUACAUCAAGAGAGCUGCAGCUACCAAGCUUGCGUCAGCGGAGAAGCUCAUGUAUUUUUGCACUGACCAGCUGGGGCUGGAACAGGACUUUGAACAGAAACAAAUGCCAGAAGGAAAGCUACUGAUUGAUGGCUUUCUUCUCUGCAUCGAUGUGAGCAGGGGCAUGAACAGGAACUUUGAUGAUCAGCUCAAGUUUGUUUCAAACCUUUACAAUCAACUCGCCAAGACAAAAAAGCCUAUAGUGGUGGUUCUGACAAAGUGUGACGAGGGAGUGGAGCGGUACAUUCGAGAUGCACAUACUUUUGCCUUAAGCAAAAAGAAUCUCCAGGUUGUGGAGACUUCAGCUCGAUCUAAUGUGAAUGUGGACCUGGCUUUUAGCACUUUAGUGCAGCUCAUUGAUAAAAGUCGGGGGAAGAUGAAAAUCAUCCCUUACUUUGAGGCUCUAAAGCAGCAGAGCCAACAGAUAGCAACUGCAAAAGACAAGUACGAGUGGCUGGUGAGCCGCAUCGUCAAGAGCCACAAUGAGAAUUGGCCGGGCGUCAGCCGGAAGAUGCAGUCUUCCCCCGAGUACCAGGACUACGUCUACCUCGAGGGCACGCAGAAAGCCAAGAAGCUCUUCCUGCAGCAUACCCACCGCCUCAAGCAUGAGCACAUCGAACGGCGCAGGAAGCUGUACCUCGCAGCUCUCCCGCUGGCUUUUGAAGCUCUCAUCCCCAACCUUGACGAGAUUGACCACUUGAGCUGUAUCAAAGCAGAAAAACUAUUGGAAACCAAGCCAGAAUUCCUAAAGUGGUUUGUUGUGCUUGAAGAAACACCUUGGGAUACCACCAGCCACAUUGAUAAUAUGGAAAAUGAACGGAUACCUUUUGAUCUAAUGGAGACUCUACCUGCUGAGCAGCUGUAUGAGGCCCAUUUAGAGAAGCUGAGGAAUGAGAGGAAAAGAGCUGAGAUGCGAAGGGCUUUCAAAGAAAACCUAGAGACGUCUCCUUUCAUAACUCCUGGGAAGCCUUGGGAAGAGGCUCGUAGUUUUAUCAUGAAUGAAGACUUUUACCUGUGGCUGGAAGAAUCUGUAUAUAUGGAUAUCUACAGCAAACACCAAAAACAGAUUAUAGACAAAGCUAAGGAAGAAUUUCAGGAACUACUCCUAGAAUAUUCUGAGUUGUUCUAUGAACUAGAACUUGAUGCUAAACCUAGUAAGGAAAAGAUGGGUGUCAUUCAGGAUGUAUUGGGGGAAGAGCAGAGAUUUAAAGCAUUGCAAAAGCUACAGGCAGAACGGGAUGCUCUCAUUUUAAAGCACAUUCAUUUUGUGUACCACCCAACCAAGGAGACUUGUCCCAGCUGCCCCAUGUGUGUAGACUCCAAAAUUGAACACUUGGUUAGUUCUCGGUUCAUCAGACCUGAUCGCAAUCAAAAAAACUCACUUUCUGACCCCAACAUAGAUCGGAUCAACCUGGUUAUUCUUGGCAAGGAUGGUCUUGCUAGAGAAUUGGCGAAUGAAAUCCGAGCUCUUUGUACAAAUGAUGACAAGUAUGUGAUAGAUGGCAAAAUGUAUGAACUUUCUCUGAGGCCGAUAGAAGGUAAUGUCCGACUUCCUGUAAAUUCUUUCCAGACGCCAACCUUUCAGCCCCAUGGUUGUCUCUGCCUUUACAAUUCAAAGGAGUCUCUCUCUUAUGUUGUAGAAAGUAUUGAAAAAAGUAGAGAGUCAACGCUUGGCCGCAGGGACAAUCAUUUGGUUCAUCUUCCCCUGACACUAAUCUUAGUGAACAAGCGAGGAGACACUAGUGGUGAAACGCUGCAUAGCUUAAUCCAGCAAGGCCAGCAGAUUGCCAGCAAGCUGCAGUGUGUCUUUCUGGAUCCAGCUUCUGCUGGCAUUGGUUAUGGGCGCAACAUCAAUGAGAAACAAAUUAGUCAAGUUUUAAAAGGACUUUUGGACUCCAAGCGUAACUUAAAUCUUGUCAGUUCAACUGCUAGCAUCAAAGAUCUGGCUGACAUUGAUCUGCGGAUUGUAAUGUGUCUGAUGUGUGGAGAUCCAUUUAAUACAGAUGACAUUCUUUUUCCCGUUCUCCAGUCCCAAACAUGUAAGCCUUCUCAGGGCGGCAGCAACAACUCAGUUUUACUUGAAUUACCAAUACUAGGACCCCACAAAAAGCGCAUCGAAUUAUCGAUUCUUUCAUAUCAUUCCUCAUUUAGCAUUAGGAAAAGCCGAUUGGUUCAUGGGUACAUAGUUUUUUAUUCAGCCAAACGGAAGGCCUCCUUGGCUAUGUUACGUGCCUUUCUUUGUGAAGUGCAGGACAUCAUUCCCAUUCAGCUUGUAGCUCUCACUGACUGCACAACCGAUGUUCUGGACAAUGACUUAAGCCGGGAACAGUUGACUGAAGGAGAGGAGAUAGCUCAAGAAAUUGACGGAAGGUUCACAAACAUCCCUUGUAGCCAGCCUCAGCAUAAACUAGAGCUCUUUCAUCCAUUCUUCAAAGACGUGGUCGAGAAGAAGAACAUCAUUGAGGCUACCCAUAUGUAUGAUAACGUUGCCGAGGCCUGUAGUAACACCGAGGAGGUCUUUAACUCCCCCCGUGCCGGCUCCCCUCUCUGCAACUCUAACCUUCCUGACUCUGAAGAAGACAUCGAGCCCCCAUCCUAUGGCCUCUUCCGAGAAGACGCGUCCUUGCCUUCUUUGUCCAAAGAUCACUCUAAGCUUUCCGUGGAGCUGGAGGGGAAUGACGGUCUAUCUUUCUUCAUGAGCAUCGAGAGCAAGCUGAACAACAAAGUACCUCCCCCAGUGAAACCAAAGCCUCCUGUCCAUUUCGAAACAAAAGGGGAUUUGUCUUAUUUGGACCAAGGGCACAAGGAUGCCCAGAGGAAGUCAGUGUCUUCUAGCAGCUGGCUCCCUGCCGAUGGGUUUGACCCUUCAGAUUACGCAGAGCCGAUGGACGCCGUGGUCAAGCCACGGAACGAGGAGGAAAAUAUCUACUCUGUGCCACAUGAUAGCACCCAAGGCAAAAUCAUCACCAUCCGAAACAUCAACAAAGCCCAGUCCAAUGGGAGUGCCAAUGGCUCUGACAGUGAAAUGGACACCAGCUCUUUGGAGCGAGGGCGCAAAAUGUCUAUGGUGAGCAAACCUGUGUUGUACAGGACCCGGUGCACGCGCCUCGGGCGCUUUGCCAGCUACCGGACCAGCUUCAGUGUGGGGAGUGACGAUGAGCUAGGGCCCAUCCGGAAAAAAGAGGAGGACCAGGCCUCCCAGGGAUACAAAGGGGACAAUUCUGUGAUCCCUUAUGAAACAGAUGAAGACCCAAGGAGGCGAAACAUUCUGCGUAGUCUCCGAAGGAACACCAAGAAACCAAAGCCUAAACCCCGGCCAUCUAUCACAAAGACAACGUGGGAGAGCAACUAUUUUGGGGUGCCUUUAAACACCGUAGUAACUCCAGAGAAGCCUAUCCCCAUUUUUAUUGAGAGAUGCAUCGAGUACAUUGAAGCAACAGGGUUGAGCACUGAAGGCAUCUACAGAGUGAGCGGAAAUAAAUCUGAGAUGGAGAGCCUUCAGAGACAGUUUGAUCAAGACCACAACCUAGACCUGGCUGAAAAGGACUUCACCGUGAACACUGUGGCAGGUGCCAUGAAGAGCUUCUUUUCCGAGCUGCCGGACCCCCUGGUGCCCUACAGCAUGCAGAACGACCUGGUGGAGGCCCACAAAAUCAAUGACCGGGAACAGAAGUUACACGCUCUGAAGGAGGUACUAAAGAAAUUCCCCAAGGAGAACCACGAAGUCUUCAAAUACGUCAUCUCUCACCUGAACAAGGUCAGUCACAACAACAAGGUGAAUCUCAUGACAAGUGAAAACUUGUCCAUCUGCUUCUGGCCCACCUUGAUGAGACCGGACUUUAGCACCAUGGACGCCCUCACAGCCACACGGACCUAUCAGACAAUCAUUGAACUCUUCAUCCAGCAGUGCCCCUUCUUUUUCUACAAUCGGCCUAUUGGCGAGCCUGCCGGGGCCACACCCAGCUCCCCCUCCUCAGUUGCUCCCACCAUCCCCUUCCUCACAUCCACACCCAUCAUGAGCCAGCCAUCCCCUCCCCAGUCACCUCCUCCCACACCCCAGUCCCCACUGCAGCCGCCACUCCCACCCCAGCUUCAGGCGGAGCACACUCUGUGAAGAGCUGGCUGCCAGGGGACAGCAGAUCUGGGCUUCUCUCUGGGGUGAAGGAGAGUUGGGCAGCGGAGCAAAUCCAAGGCCCAGCCUCCAGGGAGGAUGGGGCGAUUUCUCUCCUCUCCCCGUCUUGCCGACCUCGGCUGGGAUGGCAGUGUGCUGGUCAGGAGCCAGUCGAGACACCUGUGCGGGAGGCUGGACUGACCUUUGUCACCAUGCUUGACACCCUUUCUUUGGCUCAGAGGGAACCCCCAACAGUGGACAGUUUUGAUCAGCUGUCUGCAGGCCAGUUCCUGGGGUGCUCAGCCUGACCACUUGUACAGAACUGUCUGGGCUUGUCCCUGGGCAAAGCCUGAGAC
Molecule: messenger RNA, 5045 nt
Organism: Phascolarctos cinereus (koala)
Lineage: Eukaryota; Metazoa; Chordata; Mammalia; Diprotodontia; Phascolarctidae
Gene: ARHGAP35
Product: Rho GTPase activating protein 35
Biological process (GO): regulation of cell size; regulation of axonogenesis; Rho protein signal transduction
Cellular component (GO): cytosol
Molecular function (GO): GTP binding; GTPase activity; GTPase activator activity
Source: RefSeq, a predicted model, not a curated record